This is a messenger RNA of Cuscuta epithymum, 3178 nucleotides long. NCBI's taxonomy places the organism in Eukaryota, Viridiplantae, Streptophyta, Magnoliopsida, Solanales, Convolvulaceae. The record is from the annotation of a GenBank genome assembly.
AAACUAUUGACUUGAAAUUACGGUAUGACGGUAUAACGGUAUACCGUUUAUUUCUAAAAUAUAUACCGAUACCAUACCGAAGUAAUUCGGUACAGUAUUAUCCCGUACCAAAAGUGUCGGUAUACCAAACACUUCGGUAAAUUCAGUAUUUUUCGAUAUGAUAAGUCCGGUAUACCGAAAUUUCGGUAUUUUCCCCACCCCUAGUAGGGUUCUUGACCUUCACGAUGGUCAAAUUGGUGAGAAGGUUUUUGGCUAAGGUUAAAGGAGAAAGAGGGUAAGGAAGAGUGCCUUUGAAGGAAGAGCGUCGUUCGAAGGAGUAUCGUUCAAAGGAGGAGUGCCGUGGGAGGAGACUGCAGUUCAAAUUGGUAAAGAGAUUGAUUCUGUAUAUUUGAGAGAAGGGUUUGGAAGGACUCCAGAUUAUCCAUAGUAUUCAAAUUCUAUCUCUUAACUCUUUUAAUAUGACUUAUUAUUUGAUUUUACAUGUUUUUAAUUCUUUAAAAAAGAAAAGGGCAUUGUGAUAAGGAAAAAUUGACAAAAAUAAUCUCACCUUUCACUGGUCUUCUCAUACUAAUCCUACCUUUACAUAAUCUCAAAAUAAUCUCACAUUUUCAUCUCAUCUUCUUUCAUUGGACCCUGACCAAAUUUUUUUACAUUUCUUUGAAAAUCUUAUAUAAAUAAUCUCACAUUUAUAAAGAUAUAAUAGAAAAGUGAAAGGUGAGAUUAUUUAUAUGAUUUUCAAAAAAAGAGUAAAAAACAUGGUCAAGGUCCAAUGAAAGAAAAUGAGUUGCAAAGGUGAGAUUAUUCUGGGGUUACCUAAAGGUGAGAUUAUUAUGAGAAUACCAGCGGAAAAUGAGAUUAUUUUUGUUUAUUUUUCCUUGUGAUAAUAUAAGUUUAAAAUGAAGUCCUUUGAGAGGUGAAUAUACUCCUCGCCCACAUCGUACAUUUCACCUUCAAAAAAUAAAAUUUACGGAUUAUAACAAUUUAGACAAAUGAGGGGUAACUUUACAAACUAAAAAAAUGCAAUUUUCCCAUUCUUAUAAAAUUUCCUUUUCUUUUCCUCUUAACCUGCUUUCUCGGAUUGUCUUCAUUGUUUCUGGGAGAGUCCCAGACGCACUAUGCGGGUCUGUUUGUGGACGGUCAGUUGAAAUGGGCGGCGUAGGAAGAGCGGAGGUGUUUAGUAGCAAAGGGUGUUCAAGGGUGUCUGUCGACAUCUCUUCUUCAUUCAGGGGACUGCAAUCUCAUUCUUCAAAGCCACAGUUGACCAUGCAUCCGUCUUCUGCUAGCACUGAUGUAAUAGAAUCUAGGGAAGAAGCUCGCUCAGUUGGCCCAUUUUCUGGGCUUAUCAUCUGCGUAACGGGAUUGUCAAAAGAAGUCAGGAUGCAAGUUAUGAAAGCAACAGAGGAGCUGGGUGGGAAAUAUAGCCCACAUUUGCAUUCUAAAUGUACCCAUUUGGUGGUUCAAAUAUCCUUUACUUCCUCAAUCUUGCAUUCCCCUUCUUUUCUUGGGAGGUCUGUUUAUGUACUUGGAUUGUUUCCACAUCUUGUCCUAGGCGGUUGUUUAGUUAACAUAUUUAGUGUUUCUACUGUCAUGGUUCCUUAAUGCCUUUUAAAGAUUUCAUGGCCACAAAUUUGAGCAUGCCCUGAAACAUGGAUCCAGAAAUGGUCUUUCGAUUGUUACGCUGAGUUGGUUUGUGGAUUGUGUCAAAAAUAAUGAAAGGUUGAGUGAAUCACGUUACAGUGUUAAAGUUGCUGGAGAUGGUGUUUCUUUGGAUGUUUUCAACCGACUUAUCCAGAAGGAUGACAUUCAGGCUUCUUGUAUUCCUUUGGGAACAUAUGAGCGUCUUAGGAAGUCAGACGUGAUUGAAGAGCCACAACCAAAUAUUUUAGAAAGAGAAUAUGCGAAAAGAAUGAUAAGAUCUCCUUUGUCUGGUUAUUCAUUGUAUGUAGAUAUUGGUGUGUCUGAUGAACUACGUAGCAAGGUUGUUGAAGCUGCUUCUGCGCAAGGGGCUGCUUUGGUAGAUCAGUGGUUUAUCGGUUGUGGUGCCACUCACAUAGUCUGUGAAGGAAAUUCUAUUCAGAAAUAUCUUGGUCAUUCUGCAAAUAUUGUUACUCCAUUAUGGGUUCUGAAGACCGUAAAGGAAAAGCAACUGCAAAGGCUUGUUCACAUAUCAGCUGAUCUUGCUAAGCAAACAGGAACAUUGAUUGAGAAUAUUCAAUCUGGCAUUCAUAAAGAGGGAAUGAAGAUGAAUGUGGAUUUGUGGGUUGAUGCACCAAAUUCUACACCUAGAAUAAGUCAUGAUGUGAGGCAAAAGAUAGUGAAACUUGCUAAAGAUGGAGUAAGGAAGAGAAGGGGGAAACAUAUGAAGACAUUUCAAACCCCUAUGCGUCCAAUAACACCAAGUAGUCUUCUGGAUUCGAUUUGCUGGUCAAUAUCUGAGCCAACUUCAACUGCCUCUAUAUAUGUAGAUUCUUCUAGUGUUGAAGCCCCUAAACUGCAGAACACAUGUUUCUCCAAUGACGGUAAUGAGGAUGUGAAGGAAUCUGAAUUUUCAUUUGUGAACUUAUCCCGACCACUUAACGAAAGUGAGAAAUCCGAGACAGUAUUAAAGAGCAACUUUCUGACAAUACUGUUCCCAGUGGAUCGUUUUUCAGAAAUAGGUCAUUGUUCAAGAACAUAUUUCAGUGAUAGCGGCUUUAAGUGCCUGCAGGUCUUGGAUUAUAUAUAUGCCUUUUACCAGGAAGAUAUGUCUGUACAAGAUAUAGAGCUAGCCAUUCACACGGACUCCAGACAUGCUGAUCAGCUGCGCUCUGUGUAUUGCAGCCAUGAAACCACAGAGCGUGGUUACAUGGAAUUUAAACGGGUCGAGUUUAUGGGUAGCCGUAAAAGCUUUGAAAUGCUUAAGCGCAUUUCUGGGGAUAACAGUAGCAACGUGUAUGAGUUGGUGAUCAGAGCUUGACGCCAAUACAGAUUAGAUUACUGAAUCACACUUCGGUUUCAACAUUGGCAUGUAUGAGCAAGUUCUAAAUAAAAGAUUCUAAUAUAAUUUCCACAUUAGUUGCCAUCAAUUGCGCCACAUAGUGCAUGCUAUAUGUAAGACAGAAGUUGUUGUGGCUAAGGGUGGACCCAGUCCUGAUCCCGUGCCUCAAUUUUUUGGCCCAGUACCGGCCAGUUUGGUCCC